GAAAUUAGAAGAAAUGCUUUCAUAAUCUGUACAGUCGCGCUUGUGUAGUGUAGUUUAUUUUCGCGCAAACCGAAGCUUUCUUUUAUACAUUUUCGAAACUGCGAUCUCAGGUGUUUUAAGAAAAAUACCUUGGGCGGUGAUAAUUGAUAAUGAAUUUAUCGUUUGCGGGUUGCGGAUUUUUGGGCAUUUAUCAUGUAGGAGUUGCCGUUUGUUUUCGAAAAUACGCUCCGCAUUUAUUGCUAAAUAAAAUUUCUGGUGCCUCAGCGGGAGCGAUUGCUGCUUGUUGCUUGUUAUGCGAUUUACCUUUAGGUGACAUAACAAGUGACGUAUUAAGAGUCGCUUUAGAUGCCCGAAGCAGAUCCUUAGGACCUUUCAGUCCAUCAUUCAAAAUUCAGACACUUCUGUUAGAGGGAUUGGAGAAAUAUCUACCGGAAGACGCACAUGUGAGAGUAAGUGGCAAGCUACACAUCUCCCUUACAAGAGUGUACGAUGGCAAGAACGUAAUCGUUUCCCAAUUCGAAAGUAAAGAAGAUCUACUUCAGGCUCUUUUAGCUUCAGCUUUUGUACCGAUUUUUUCGGGAAUACUGCCUCCGAAAUUUCGCGGCGUGCGAUGUAUGGACGGGGGAUUUAGUGAUAAUUUGCCAGCCAUCGAUGAGAAUACAAUAACUGUUAGUCCAUUUUGCGGGGAGUCCGAUAUAUGCCCUCGAGAUGAUAGCUCCCAACUGUUUCACAUUAACGUGGCAAAUACGAGUAUAGAGCUAUCACGACAUAACAUUUAUCGAAUGACUAGAAUUUUGUUUCCUCCGAAACCGGAGGUUUUGUCGAAUAUGUGCAAGCAAGGUUUCGAUGACGCUCUUCGUUUUUUGCACAGAAACAACCUGAUUGGUUGUACUCGCUGUUUGGCCGUGCAGUCGACGUUUAUUGUCUCCGAAACAAUCGAGGAAUGUUUAGAAUAUGAUCCGGAAUGCAGUGAAUGUAAACUUCAUCAGGAGGAAGCUUUAGUUUCAAAUAUGCCAGAUACAGUCAUGACCGUAUUUCAAGAAGCUAUUGAUUCUGCGAACAAGGGUCUCAUUAAUUGGCUAUUCAAACAUAGAGGAAUGAAACUUUUAUCAAUUCUCAGUCUUCCUUACGUAUUGCCUGCGGAUAUAAUGUAUGCGACAUUUACAAAAUUAAUGUCUUCGACUCCACGUAUGGGCAAUACAUUGUGGGAACUCAGCAAGUUCUUCAUGGAUCAAUUAUCUCUGCUGCUUCAUAAAGUAAAUGUACGUCAACAGUUAAAUGCUAAAAUUAGUUGCCAGUUGGCGAUAUCUGAAUAUGGAGGCAAUGCUUAUAAUAUGGAAUCUGUGGACCAUGAAAUUAAAAAUAGAAUGAACAUGAAUUUUACAGUUAAUUUGAAUGAAACGGAGCACACUCAUAACAGGAAGUAUAAAACAAUUACUGCCAUUCCGAUGCAGUCGAAUUUAACGGUCAACAGUUCGGACAUAGGAGACGACACUUUUGAGCAAAUCCUUGAAAUUACAUCUCAUCACGAAGCCAUAAUGGCGUUUUAUUACAUGGACGAAAAUAACAAAGUAAAAGUGACGGAAAUAUUUGAUGUAACAGACAGUGAUACCGUUGCUGUGCUUACUCCGCAAGAAAUCAAAGUCAACAAAAAGCUAGAAUUGGAUGAUGAGUGGAAUGAUUCCGCUUGGUCAGCCACAAAUGUGUUUCGACCACACCAGUUGCAUCCCGAUGAAAUGUCCGAAUAUUCAGUCGAUGAUAACUCUGCCAUUUUUUCUGAUCCAGAAAGUGAAUGGACAGGCGCAUUCAAACUGGAAGAACAAGACGAUGACUUGUUACAAUAUCCGACAGAUGCUAGGCCCGAAUCGGAUCAACUUGAUGUUUACUGUGAUGAAGUGCACAGAAAAGGGUUAGUCCUCGAAGUGUAAGUGAGAAGCGUGUUCUUUAGAUAAAUUGUACAAAUCAUGCUAAAUUUAAAAUGAAAGGCUGUUAGUGAAUUUCCAAAAAUGCACAAUUAUGGUGCGAUAGUUUAUUAUAUUUAUUAAUACGAGUUCGUAUAUUUUGUGAUAUUUAUUAUAAAUUCUAUUUUUAUACCAUUUACAUGUUAUUGCUCGGUUAAUUUAGUAUUAUAAUGUUAAUUUUGUAUGUUUAUGACAAUACAUUUAAUAAAAACUUUCAUAUUUGUGAAUGUGUUACAGA
Photinus pyralis (common eastern firefly) is the source of this 2199-nucleotide messenger RNA. Its product is annotated as 1-acylglycerol-3-phosphate O-acyltransferase Pnpla3-like. The coding region runs from base 150 to 1928 and encodes 592 amino acids. The transcript has 8 exons. NCBI's taxonomy places the organism in Eukaryota, Metazoa, Arthropoda, Insecta, Coleoptera, Lampyridae. The record is from RefSeq and is a predicted model, not a curated record. Gene Ontology annotation, molecular function: triacylglycerol lipase activity. Gene Ontology annotation, cellular component: membrane; cytoplasm; lipid droplet. Gene Ontology annotation, biological process: triglyceride catabolic process; lipid homeostasis.